AUGGUAUAUGAUAUAUUGGAUGUGUAUAAGAUGCUCUAUGAAGACCUCCUGGCUGUCCCGGUAGUGCAAGGUGUGAAGUCGGAGAUGGAGAAAUUCGCUGGUGGUGAGGCUACUACUACGUGUGAGGCGUUCGUGGCUUGUAAUGGUCGGGCUGUGCAGGGGGCGACUUCACAUUUUUUGGGCACGCAUUUUGCGAAGAUGUUUGGCAUAGAGUUUGAGGAUAGAAAUGGCGAGAAGAAAUUUGCGGAGCAGACCUCGUGGGGGUUCACGACGCGCUCCAUCGGUGUGAUGAUUAUGGAGCAUGGUGAUGAUAAGGGUCUAGUCUUGCCCCCUAGAGUUGCUGAAGUCCAAGUGGUGAUUGUGCCGAUCCCCCCUAAGGGAGCUGGAGCGCAGUGGAGUACUGCUGAGUUGAAGACGAUGAUUGGAGAGAAAUGCAAGAGUCUUUAUGAGGACCUCAACGCUAAUGGUGUCCGCGUUGUUUUGGAUGACCGUGAUGAUAAGACGCCAGGCUACAAGUUCAACCAUUGGGAGCUCAAGGGUGUGCCCCUCCGUAUUGAAGUCGGCGCUAAGGAUCUUGAAAAAGGUGUGGUGACCUUCGUACGGAGGAAUACUGGGAAGAAGUCGCAGGAAGCUGAGCAUAGCUCUGUGAAGGUGAAGGAAGCUCUUGAGAGCAUCCAAUCGGAGUUACUCGAGACGGCGAGGGCUAAGCUUGAGGAUGGUAUCGUGAAGGUGACUAAGUGGGAUGAGGUUAUGCCCGCCCUCAACGCGCGCAAACUCAUAUUGGCACCGUGGUGUGAGACUGAAGAGAGCGAAGAACAGAUGAAGAAGAUCACAGCUGAAGAAAGCAAGGAGCAAAUAGUGGUUACUGAUGAGGAGGGUGGGUACACUUGAUCUGGUGAGGAUGGUGACACUUGUGGUGACCAUGACAGGUGGCGCUCCUGCAUUGUCGGGUGCAAUGAAAUCGCUGUGCAUCCCUCUGGAAAGUUCUGGAUAUCAGUUCCCGAUGCCUGAGGGAACCAAGUGCUUCUUCACUGGCGAGCCGGCUAAGAGGUGGUGUUUAUUUGGUAGAAGCUAUUAAAUGUAGUUUAGAAUGUCCGUCGUUACUAACAAGCACGUAAUCUACUCCCAUCGCAGUUUCUACGUUC
Molecule: messenger RNA, 1145 nt
Organism: Perkinsus marinus ATCC 50983
Lineage: Eukaryota; Perkinsozoa; Perkinsida; Perkinsidae
Exons: 8
Coding region: 1-891 (296 amino acids)
Biological process (GO): prolyl-tRNA aminoacylation
Cellular component (GO): cytoplasm; aminoacyl-tRNA synthetase multienzyme complex
Molecular function (GO): ATP binding; proline-tRNA ligase activity
Source: RefSeq, a predicted model, not a curated record